AUGGUCAAGGGGGCUCCGAAUCCCCCAGGGGACCUGCUGUCCCAGAGGAGGAAGGAAGCCCAGGAUGGGGGCCCCCAAAGGGUCAAGUUGGAGUUACACCCGCUGCUGAACAGGUGGGCGCUAUGGUUCUUCAAGAAUGACCGCAGCCGAGCCUGGCAGGACAACCUGCAUCUGGUCACCAAGUUUGACACAGUGGAGGACUUUUGGGCGAUGUACAGUCACAUCCAGCUGGCCAGUAAGCUCUCUUCCGGCUGUGACUACGCCCUGUUCAAGGAUGGCAUUGAGCCCAUGUGGGAAGACAGCAGGAAUAAGAGGGGUGGCCGCUGGCUGGUCAGUCUUGCCAAGCAGCAGCGUCACAUUGAGCUGGACCGCCUGUGGCUGGAGACACUGCUGUGUCUGAUCGGGGAGAGCUUUGAGGAGCACAGCCGGGAGGUGUGUGGGGCUGUCGUCAACAUCCGAACCAAGGCAGACAAGAUUGCGGUGUGGACCAGGGAGGCAGAGAACCAGGCAGGCGUGCUGCACAUUGGGCGUGUCUACAAAGAGCGCCUGGGCCUCUCCACGAAGAUCGUCAUUGGGUACCAGGCCCAUGCAGAUACUGCCACCAAGAGCAACUCCCUCGCCAAGAAUAAGUUUGUGGUGUGAUGAGACCUUGGCACCACUCCAUUCAGCUGCUCCUGAGCCUCUCACGGCUGUGUGUGUGUGUGUGUGUGUGUGUGUGUAAGUGGGUGCUGGGCUACCGUGCUGAUGCUGGGGUAGGACUAGGGGGUAGAGAACCAGGUUCUCACUUGUCCUGGAGUGAAUAGGAACAUUGCUUAACAUGACUUGGGGCCUAGGGGUAGCUCUGUGGUCAGGGAGCCAGCCUGAGGAUGCAGGACAGGUGGAGGAAAGCUUCCAGUUUCCUUGUUUCACCUCAGGGUGGGCUGGGCUGAGUCACUGCGGGAAGCAGAGCUCAAAUGAAGGUGGAAAGAUGGCAAGGGAACCCUAUACUCCAGCACUUUCUCUGCACCCCUGAGAAAGAGGUCGUUUUAGGGGAGAAGGCCCAAGGCCAUGGACACUCUGAGAGGAGGAGUUCAGGGACAGGAGGGGGUGGGCUCUCCUCUUUGUAAUCACUCUACACCUUUUGAGAUGCCUUUCAUUAGAUUUGUAGCCUAGGAGCCCACCCUGUAUCCUCUAGCCUCCCUCAAGCAGCUGUGGGUGGGGCCCUGGAGUGAGGCUGUAGAUCAAAAGGGUUGGAGGCUUACACACAGAACCCCAUUAUCUCACAGACAUGUGGCGAGCUAAGGACUGAGGAGAGUACUGUGUCCUUCUUGCCUUUUCCUCAGCUGUGGCCAGGGCUGUCUGGGCCUUGCCGGCCUCAGAGUCAGGCUGAAGUGGAGGUGGAUAGAUAACAUGAGACAGGAGCCAGGACAGUGGUGGUUAGGUCUCAUCAUAGUUGUGCCUGAG
Molecule: messenger RNA, 1443 nt
Organism: Hyaena hyaena (striped hyena)
Lineage: Eukaryota; Metazoa; Chordata; Mammalia; Carnivora; Hyaenidae
Gene: EIF4E1B
Product: eukaryotic translation initiation factor 4E family member 1B
Exons: 6
Coding region: 1-642 (213 amino acids)
Biological process (GO): translational initiation
Cellular component (GO): eukaryotic translation initiation factor 4F complex; cytoplasm
Molecular function (GO): RNA 7-methylguanosine cap binding; translation initiation factor activity
Source: RefSeq, a predicted model, not a curated record